AUGCUUCGAGCAAUUCUUCUCCUUUUCAUCCUUGAGUCUUUAGGUGAGGACAUGACAUUGAUGCAAGGAAGAGAGAUCCCCUAUAGAAACCUUGAGUUGUCUAAUGCAUGGGUGGGGCACAUUUUUCAGCUUGAGGGCCACAUUGCCUUCUGCAGAACCUUUCAGGGGCCACAUGGCUGUGGUAGGUUAAGCCAGAGGUAUAAGUGGAUGUGAACUCUGAAAGCUUUGUAUAGGAAAGACCAGAGGCCAUCCAGUGAAGCGAGAACACAUUCCAGCCAAGCAAAAGUAUUCAAGGUGGACGGGGAUCAGGACUGGCUUGGGAAGAGCUCCAUAGGCAAGAAAGAGUGGCAUUGAGGUCCACCUUCAUCCCCCAGUCCUGAAGUUUCUCUUCCUUCCACUAAUGCAAUGCUUGCAAAUGUUUGGUGUCACCGUUUACUAAGUUCUCCCCUGCCUCAUUCUCUUCCAGGUUCCAGUGCCCAGCAGCUGCAGCCCUUGAAGCCCUCAGAGACUGUGCCUCAAGGUGGGACCAUCACCUUGUCUUGCAGACACAGUAGUGGGACGAUCAUGGAUGCCUUCUACCCGCAGUGGUUCCAGCAGAAACAAGGGCAGGUUCCACGCCUGAUACUUUACCAAACCAGCUCCAGGCCGUCCGGCAUCCCAGCCCGUUUCUCCGGGUCCAAGUCAGGAAACGCAAUGUCCCUGACCAUCACAGGAGCCCAGGCAGAAGAUGAAGCUACGUAUUACUGCUGCGUGCUGCAUCCAGGGGUGUCUUGCACAGCUGUUCAUUCAGAUGGGGAAGUGAGGCAAAAACCCUUUUAGCAGAAGCUAUCUAGAGUUACUGGGACAUGGGUGGCGCUGUGGGUUAAACCACAGAGCCUAGGGCUUGCUGAUCAGAAGGUUGGUGGUUUGAAUCCCUGCAAUGGGGUGAUCUCCCGUUGCUCAGUCCCAGCUCCUGCCAACCUAGCAGUUUGAAAGCACAUCAAAUUGCAAGUAGAUAAAUAGGUACCACUCCGGCGGGAAGGUAAACGGCGUUUCCCUGUGCUGCUCUGGUUCGCCAGAAGCAUAGUCGAUGCUUCUGACCUGGAAGCUGUACGCUGGCACCCUCGGCCAAUAAAGCGAGAUAAGCGCCGCAACCCCAGAGUCAUUCGCGACUGGACCUAAUGGUCAGGGGUCCCUUUACCUUUUAUCUAGAGUUACUGCUGCACUCAAGUUCAGAUUACUGGCUCCCCACGGUCAUAGAAUCAUGGAAUAAUGGAAUUGUAGCAUUGGAAGGGAUCCCAAGGAUCAUCUAGCUCAACACCCUGUAAUGCAGGAAUGUGCAGAUUGAACCUGCAACCUUGAUGUUACCAGCAGCACCCUCUAAUCAACUGAACUAUCCAGUCAUCUGGUUAAAGGUAAAGGUAAAGGGACCCCUGACAAUUAAGUCCAGUUGUGAAUGACUCUGGGGUUGAAUUCAGCUCACACUUAAGGGCAGACCUACCCAAUUUGCUCUUCCCAAAAACAACACAUGAACUGCGACACGGUCUUCCUUUGAAAUUUGCUGCUCUCUGAAUUUCACAAUGCAGUUCUCCAGCUGAGUAUAACUGCAAGAAAAUGCAUUUGCUAGGGCAAAGUGUGCAUUUUUAAAAUGGCAGAUAUUCGCGAACACAACAUUAGCAUCGCAUUAUGUGAGGGGAAAUGCAAAUAUUAUUAUUUUUUGCAUAUUAGGGAAAGUGCAAACAGAGAAAUUCAUGGAUGAAUUUUCACAGGGACUUUUUAAAAAGUCAGAACGAUGUGGAAAUAAAGAGAAUUGAAUUGAAAAAUGGAAAAAUGAGAAAGUGAGACUGACAAAUUUGUCUGUUCCCACUGCAAAGUGGGAGUAAUAUCUACCUAGGGUUGCCAUAUUUCAAAAAGGAAACGUUGUUGAGCUUUUUUUUAAGGAAUACCCAGAAAUUGUUGGGAUGCAGAACCUCCUUUAAAUAUUAAAGUGGGUGUAGGGAAUCUGGCCCUGUGGAUGUUGCUGAACUACAACUCCCAUCAUCCCUGGCCAUUGCCUAUGCUUGCUGGGGCUGAUGGGAGUUGUAGUUCCUCAACAUCCCAAGGGCCAAAUAUUCCCCACACCCACCUUAAUAUGUAAAGCAGGUUCUGGAUCUCAGCCCCAGCAACAGCUGGCUGCUCCUUUAAAUGAAGCCCUGUAUCAAAUAACCUUCAGGACCGGGACCCCCAGCUCAGAAGUGUUUUUAAAAAGGGAGAUGAAUGCAAAAGGGCAGUAAGGGCAAGGGCAGUAGCUUCAGGGCUUGCACUGCACAUGUGUCAGGAGCUCCACAAACCUACUAAUUUGGCAGCUGCUGUGGGCAGCUUUCAUUUGUGAUUCAGUGUCUUUGCUGUCUGCUGGGAUACCAGGAAGGAGGUGGAAGUCUUACAAGAUGGUGAGCAAGGGGCAGGGACUAAGGGGGACUUUUGCAUAGGGUUGGAGGGAUGCUGCUGAUUUAAGGCCCCCUUUUCCUUAAGGAGGGGAGCGUGGUUUUCGUGUUCACAGCUGUGCCAAGAUUCUAGGGAGAACUCUUAUUCUGAGGCCAGAGGAGGUUCCAGGGCUCUGGCUGGGAAAGCCCUUUUCCAGUGCCAAAGUUUAGCUCUUCCUAAAUAAUACCUUUGAGUGCAGAGAGAAUCUCUCUCCUACAGAAGAAAUCAACUGCAUACUUACCUUAACACAGAGCAUUUAAAGUGGUGCUUAAGGGUCUAUGUAAAAUGGACUUCUUGAUCUGGAAGCCUCACUUCCAAAUGCAUUGAUGGGCUGCGGUUGCGAGCAGGCUGUAGCUAUAGGGGUGUGUGCAUGUAUACUCUGCACAUGCCCAGAGACUUGUUUCCUCUUCCUCCUGUGUCGCAUUCAAAACAGGCUCUAAAGUCAAGCAAGAGAAGGCUGAGAUUAUGGAGAAGGAAUUCGAGGUUGUAACGUGUGUUAUUAUUCUCAGAUAAUACCAGAGUCCCAGCUAGCUGCAGAAGUGACUGCCUCCGUUUUCUCUUCCUUGCAAAGAGGCAAUGAGAAAAUUAUGCACAGUUUCUGGGUCGAUACCUUAGAUCAGGGAUGUGUUCUUCCAGAUCCCACCAGACCACUGGGCAUGCGAGCCGGGACUGAUGGGCGCUGGAGUCCAAUAACAUGUAGACCUCGCCCUUCAGCCUGAGGGCCAGAUGUGGCCCUCUAGACAUCUUUAGGUGGCCCUUGGGCCACACCCCUCACUGGUCCUGCCCUGCGUCCUCCUCUAGUGAUUACCUAUCUGUCUGGGGUGUGUUCUUGAAGGGCAACCAUGCCUUUGGUUUGCCUGUAUGGAGAGUGGGGUGGGUUUGGCCACACCCACUUCUGCCACUCUCACCCAUUGGAGGCCAACAGUAGGGGGCGCCAGAGCCAAUGACAGAAGGAGCCAACUAAUUCUUGUUUAGUCCCCAUCUUCCUCCCUGCGGAGUUGUACAACGCCAUUACUGAGACUGAGGGGAAAGGUGGCAGGGAGAACCACCCCUUGGACUGGUUGAAAGUAAAAAGUGUUAUAAGAAAAAUACCUCUAAUUCCCUUGUGGAGUAUCUAGAGGCCGUAUAGAGUCCCUCAGGAGAUCUCUAUCAGUCGGAGAGAAAGCAGAGGCCAACCGGAGUACAUUGGAAGCAAAGCGGCCACUAAGCCUGAUUAAGGAAAAUAAACUGUUGCAACAGGGUCCCCACUCCACCACACGCAGGAGGGAGGAGAACCCCCAAAAAUUGUGCGCAAGCUCCUAUACAGUGGUACCUCGGGUUAAGAAUUCGUUCUGGAGGUCCGUUCUUAACCUGAAACUGUUCUUAACCUGAAGCACCACUUUAGCUAAUGGGGCCUCCUGCUGCCGCUGCGCCGCCGGAGCACGAUUUCUGUUCUCAUCCUGAAGCAAAGUUCUUAACCUGAGGUACUAUUUCUGGGUUAGCGGAAUCUGUAACCUGAAGCGUAUGUAACCUGAAGCGUAUGUAACCCGAGGUACCACUGUAAAGACUUGAAAUUGCCCACCUUGUAACCCAAGACCACCCCCCAAAACAUCAUACAUGCAUCACAGAAGGAGGCUGUCUCCAGCAGAAAUUUGAGUGUGUUGCUUCUCUCCUGUCUGCCAGGAUACCUGAUAAUGCCUUAAGGUAAAGGGUAAAGGGACCCUGACCUUUAGGUCCAAUUACAGACGACUCUGGGGUUGCGUCACUCAUCUCGCUUUACUGGCCGAGGGAGGUGGCAUACAGCUUCUGGGUCAUGUGGCCAGCAUGACUAAGCCGCUUCUGGCAAACCAGAGCAGCACACGGAAAUGCCUUUCACCUUCCUGCUGGAGCGGUACCUAUUUAUCUACUUGCACUUCGUGCAUUCGAACUGCAAGGUUGGCAGGAGCAGGGACCGAGCAAUGGGAGCUCACCCCGUUGCGGGGAUUUGAACUGCCGACCUUCUGAACGGCAAGCCCUAGGCUCUGUGGUUUAACCCACAGCGACACCCGUGUCCCUGAUAAUGCCUUACAUGACUGCAUUUUCUGGGUAGCCUGGCCAUUCCUUUGAGAUGGUAAAUACUUUAGUUCCUGAAUCUUUUACACAUAUUAAUAGUGUGCUCAGUUUAACAGAUACUUGCUAGACUGUAUUUGCAGGGAGGUGCAGAGGCCCCUCCAGUCCAAAGACAAUUGGAAAGCGUUUCCCAUUUCCUUCCUCCUUGCAGAUAAAUAUUUGAGUUCAAUUUGGGAGAGUCAAAAUGGCUUGCUCUCCUAUACUAUUUCGGACACGUGGUUUAUAUACUUAUGUAUGUUUGUUUGCCUUGUACAAUUAUGAACAUUUAUUCUAUAUUUGAGACCUUAGAAUUCUUAUAACGAAAGACAGGCAGGGGAUGAUAGGCUGAGGUUAGUGGAGCAGCGCCCCAAAGUUUAAACCUCUAUUGCAUUAGAAUGACGUUCUUUUGGGGUUCCCCCCAAGCCAGGCAUAAUAAUAAUAAUAAUAAUAAUAAUAAUAAUAAUAAUAAUAAUAAUAUUUAUAUCCCACCCUCCCCGGCCGGAGCUGGGCGGCUAACACCAGUAAAAUUACAGUAAAAACAUAAUAGGAAAAAAAACCCCCAAUUUAAAAUACAGGCUAAAAUGCAAUUUAAAAUGCAGCCUCAUUUUAAAAGUAGCCCAUGGAUCAAAACCAUAAGGGGAGGGAAACAUAAGGGUCAGACUGAGUCCAAACCAAAGGCCAGGCGGAACAGCUCUGUCUUUCAGGCCCUGUGGAAAGAUGUCAAGUCCUGCAGGGCCCUAGUCUCUUGGGACAGAGCAUUCCACCAAGUUGGGGCCAGUACUGAAAAGGCCCUGGCCCUAGUUGGGACCAAUCUAACCACCUUAUGACUUGGGACCUCCCUCCAAAAUGUUGUCAUUUGUAGACUUUAAGGUCCUCUGUGGGGCACACCAGGAGAGGCGGUCCCAUAGGUACGAGGGUCCUAGGCUGCACGUGUCUUUUGAGCUGCAAAAGGUUCCUUUCCCCUGCCCUAGAGGCUGUCACAUAUACAGGGAAAGGGAGAAAAUCUAUGAAAUUCUGUGUCCCUCGAGGGGUGCUGCUAAUAUCCGCAACUAAUAAACCACAGGCCUCUGAAAUUCAGAGCUGCAAUCAUAGUCUGCAAUCUUAAACCCACUCACUGGAGAGACAACUCUCAUGGCGCUGAUUGAGACGUCCCUCUGUGCCACGAACACUCAUAGGAACCCAGUUAAGAGAGUCUUUCUUGAGUACAUAGUUGACUAGACUCAGUUAAGAUUGCACACAUUCCUUUCAUUGUCAUGUGAUAAACUCACAAGAUUUUGGCAAGUCUUUCCUGGUAAGUGCAUAUGUGUUUGCAGAACUGGGGCGAUUAGAAAGAUAAAGCGUUGAUGGAACAAUGCCCCAGAUUUUGCCAUUUCUUUGGUUUUUGUUCCAAGAAAUAGUUUGUACUAGGACCAGAUCACUAUCUCUGUGAAAGGUUAGGGUGGAGGGUGAUGUUGUGAAAUGUUACAUAGUCCCUUCAUUAAAAGGUGGGGGGAGAACCUAGACUUUUGCCCAUCUUGAAGUUUAUGAUAAAUGUCCUUUUCUGUUUAUUUACUAAAGCCUUUCUACCUGCUCUUCAUCCGAAAAAGGCUCCCGGAGCCACUUUCGUAAGAUCCAUAUCAGGUGAGAUAGAUACACAAGGAAGUGGGAAUGGGGAGGGAAGAGGAAAGCAAGCAAGCUCUUGAGGUUAUCAGAUUCUUACAAUGACUGUCCCCAGCACUGUGGAGACUACUUGUACCUGGGAUCACGUGUGAACAAGCCUAAAGUCUAACAUUUUUUGUUGGCGUUUUCGUUUCUACUCUUCCCUCACCGGGCUUGAAAAAAACAAAACAGUUGGUGCUGGUGAUUGGAGACCUUCACAUUCCUCACCGAUGCAACGCUCUCCCCGCCAAGUUCCGGAAACUCCUGGUUCCUGGAAAGAUCCAGCAUAUCCUCUGCACGGGGAAUCUCUGUACCAAGGAGACCUACGAUUAUCUACGGACGUUGGCCGGGGACGUCCAUGUGGUCAGAGGGGACUUUGAUGAGGUAGGGGCACAGCUUCAAAACUUUGUUACUGGCUGCUGUCGCAGGAAAACCCCCCCCCAUCAUUCAGUUUGUACAAACUCGGCACACACACACACUCACACACGACAUACGCUACGUGUCUGUUAUAAAUUCAUAGAAAAUCAACCAUACAUCGGAUCUGCACCGUUCCACUUUUAUUUUACUCCAUGAAGGAAGGACUACAAAAUGGGAAAGGUUUGAUACAGGGCAGCCAUAAUUCCUUGAGCAUACCAGCACAUACACAGGAGCCCUACUGAGUUGGCAACGCAACCUUGAUGGUCCCAGACAGAAGACCAUCAAGGUCACAAAGGACUUGCAUAUGGGAGUGGAUUCAACAUGGACUGGAACAAAGGACAAUGAUCAGGUCUUCCCUCUGGGGGCAGGAAACUGCCAGCUCCCCUUUGUCCUCUGGAAAUGACUCAUGGGGAGGGGGAAAGGAGGGACCAGCCAGGUGACAAGAUACUCAGGUUACCUCCACAACUCCUCCCUCAACCCCUCCUUUUUGUGAUGUGUCAAUGAUGUAGUCAUGAUGUAGUUGUGAUGUAGUUCUAGGGGUGUAGUUUGGGGGUUUAGUAACUAAUAAAAGUUGGGGUCUUCUUUUGUACUGGGCUUCCAUUUUGUUUCACCUGGUGGCAGGUGGGAGUCCUGUCGCGACAGUCUUCAAUAAAGACCAAGCCUACUGGCGGCUGUUUUGCUCUGGUAUUCCUGGCUGGUGUCCUUGUUUUUUUUGACCAAGGGAGCCCUCGGAUUUCUCCGUUAACACUGCCAGUCUGGGAAGAUGUAAAUGGGCAGCUCCUUGCAAGUCACAUUUCCACCAUAUGUCUAAAGCACUGUGAUACCCCUUUAAACAGUUAUGGUUUCUCCCAAAGAAUCCUGGGAGCUGUAGUUUCAGAGUGUCGAGAGUUGUAAGGAGGUCCCCUUUGCCCGAACUACAAUUUUCAGAGUUACCUGGGAAAAACCACUUUGGGAAUUGCAAGGGGAAUAGGGGAGUCUCCUAAAACUCACCCUGAACAAACUAAAGCUCCCAGAAUUCUUUGGGGAAAGCCAUGACUGUUUAAAUGUACAGUGUGGCCUAUAUAAUAAUGUGUACCCCCUCCUGGAGAAUUAUACCUGGGGGUGGGAGAAGAGACUGCUUCCUCCAUGUACCUGUGCGGGCAGCCACCCCCCACCCUUGGUACAAUGGACAGAAUCUUUCCCAAUCCUAGUAAGUUAGUGUAGUGUUCAAUGGUGAUGAGACAACAGUUUCUCUGGUUGGAGAUGCAAGAUGCCUUUUUCUUUUCUUUUCUUCUAAAAAUUAUAUUAAAUUUCUGUUUUACAUUUUAGAAUAUUCAGUUAAGCAACCUUAAUAUCAAUGACUUCCCUUCUCUUUCCAUGGUACAUUUUGCAGAUCACAAAUCCCUGCAUAUUUUACAAAAACCAAACCAUUCCGUAUUCCAUUAUUACAUCCAUCAACACUUAUUUGUGCUCUUGAAUUUAUCUUAAAGCUGCCCAUGUUUUUAAAAUACACACAAUUCCCCCCCAUAUAGUCAAUAAACAUUUUCCAAUCUUCUUUAAAUGUAUGUUCUUCUUGUUCUCUUAUUCUAUAUAUUAAGUCCGCAAGCUAUGCAUAUUACAUCAAUUUAAGUUGCCGUUCUUCUUUAGUUGGUACUUCGCUUGUUUUACAUUUUGGGGCGAACAAAACAUGGGCCGCAGUAGUGGCAUACAUAAAUAACCUUUCCUGACACCUGGGAAUUUACGUCUGAAUUAUCCCCAACAGAAAGGACUCUGGGUUGUUUUUUUAAAGUACUUUUAAACAUUUUUUUUCCAAUUCAUUAUGAAUUAUUUCCCAAUAUGCUUUUUCUCAAGAUUUAGCCCAGAAAUAAAUGCCAUAUUUUUUGCUCUUUAAAAAAUGCACCAGACCAUAAGACGCACCUAGUUUUUGGAGGAGGAAAAUAAGAAAAAAUAUAUUCUGAAUCUUAGAAGCCAGAACAACAAGAGGGAUCGCUGCGCAGUGAAAGCAAUGAUCCCUCUUGCUGUUCUGGCUUCUGGGAUAGCUGCGCAGCCUGCAUUCACUCCAUAAGAUGCACACACAUUUUCCCUUACUUUUUAGGAGGGAAAAAGUGAGUCUUAUAGAGCAAAAAAUACGGUACACUAGAAGGAACCUGUGUGUAUUUAUUUAAAAAUGAAGGGGUCUGACCUUGUAUUGUUGAUUCUGACCUGUGCAUCAGUUAACAAUUAACCACCUCCUCCUUUUCUUUUUCUUUCUUCAGGGAACAAGUUACCCGCUGCAGAAAAUAAUCCUGGUCGGGCCAUUCAGAAUCGGCUUGAUCCAUGGCCAUCAAGUUAUUCCCUGGGGCGAUCUGGACAGCUUGGCCAUUUUACGCAGGCAGCUCGAUGUGGAUAUAUUAAUUUCAGGACAUACGCACAAAUUUGAGGCUUUGGAGCACGAAAACAAGUUAUACAUCAACCCAGGAUCAGCCACAGGAGCUUACAAUGCCUUGGACAGGUGAGACGGUAGAUCUUUCAGCUGGGGUCUGACCUUUGAUCCAUCUAGCUGGCAGCAACUUUCCAGGGUUUCAGGCAAGGUGUCUCUCUCAGUCUUACCUAGAGAUGCCAGGAAUUGAACCCAAGACUUUCUGCAUGCAGAGCAGAUGCUCUAUCCUUGAGCUAGGGCUCAGGGCAGAGGAAUCCAUGAGGGAAUGCAUAAUAUGUGCAUUUGUGAAAUAUACAGUAGUACCCUGAUUCCCGAACAGCUUGGUUCUCGAAGAAAUUGGCUACUGUUAACGGAAAAAUCCGAGGGCUCCCUUGGACAAAAACAAAGACACCAACCAGGAUAACUUGAAGUAAAACAGCAGCCUUUAUUGAAGACUGCCGCGACAGGACUCCCACCUGCAACAAGAUGGAGCAAAAUGGAAGCUCCGAACAAAAGAAGACCCCAACUUUUAUUAGUUACUAAUCCCCCAAACUACACCCCUAAGAUUACAUCACAAAAAGGAGGGGUUGAGGGAGGAGUUGUGGUGGUAACCUGAGUGUCCUGUCACCUGGCUGGUUCCUCCUUUCCCCCCUCCCCAUGAGUACUUUCCAGGUGACAAAGGGCAGCUUGCAGUUUCCUGCCCCCAGAGGGAAGAGCUGAUCAUUGUCCUUUGUUCCAGUCUGUGCUGAAUCCGCUCUCAUAUGCAAGUUCUUUGUGAUCUUGAUGGUCUUCUGUCUAGGACCAUCAGGGGUGGCAUAGCAACUGGGCAGGGCCUCGUAUGUAUGUGCUGGUAUGCUCAAGGGAUUAUGGCUGCCCUGUAUCAAACCUUCACCAUUUUGUAGUCCUUCCUUCAUGGAGUAAAAUAAAAGUGGAACAGUGCAGAUCCAAUGUAUGGUUGAUUUUCUAUGAAUUUAUAACAGAAGUGUAGCGUAUGUUGUGUGUGUGUGUGUGUGUGUGUGUGUGUGUGUGUGUGUGUGAAGUUUGUACAAACUGAAUGAUGGGGGGGGGGGUUCCUGCGACACUACCGAAUGCCGCAAACUCAGAAGUAAGUGUUCCUGUUUGUGAACGUUUUUUGGAAGUCGAACAUCCGUUUUGGCUGUUGGCAUUGUUUCCAGGGCCAACCAGAAGCCAUGCCUUGCUUUGUGAACAUUUUGGAAGUCGAACGGACUUCCAGAAUGGAUUGAGUUCGGGAACCAAGGUACCCCUGUACAGUCGUAUCUUGGGUCUCAAACGCCUUGACUCCCGAACGAAUCAACUCCCAAACAAUUGAAACCCGGAAGUGAGUGUUCUGGGUUUUGGAAGCCAAACAUCUGACAGGGCAUCCGUGACUUCUGAUAGGCUGCAAGAGCUUCCUGCAGCCAACCAGAAGCCGCGCUUUGGUUUCUGAACGUUUUGGAAGUCAAAUGGAUUUCCGGAACGGAUUCCGCUCGACUUCCAAGGUAUGACACUAUUCUAUAACCUGCCUAUAACCUUCUUGUUUAGACAUUCCUUCUGAGAUGUUUAGGAAGCUGAAGUGAUUUUAAUCUGUUUUAGUAUUUUAACUUUCGUAUGUUUCAAAGUAUGGUUGUGAAUUUUAAUUGAUUUAUUGUUUUAUCUUUUUGUAAACCGCUUUGAGGGUUUUGUUUUGUUUUUUUACAAUCAAGCAUUGUAUAAUUUUUUUAUGAAAUAAAAGAAAACAAAUAUGCUGCAUACAGAAAAUUCUGCAACCCUAGAAUUCUGCAACUGAAUAUCUGAACGCAGAAUUUUAGGGCAUUAUUCCCUCCCUGCUUGGCUCAGACUGACCAUGUACUUGGAAGAAAAUCUGCAAUGUCCUCUAUUAAUUAUCCAUUAGCUGGUGCUGGUAAUUUUUUUUUUUGAGAACUGCUGCAACAUUUCUAACACAAAUUAUUUUGUGACUUCCAGAAACAUCACUCCUUCCUUUGUACUGAUGGAUAUCCAGUCCACCGUAGUUGUGACUUAUGUGUACCAGCUCAUUGGAGGCGAUGUGAGGGUGGAAAGGAUUGAAUACAAGAAGCCUUAAAUCAAGCUGCCUCUUCCUCUCAUAUGCUUCUUGCCACCGACGGUUUUGACCAUUCAUAAAUGCCAAGCGGCUGGAUAUUAUUGGAGCAUUUCAGUGGGAAUUUUGUGCUUGUAACUGCUUGUGAUCUCUUUCAACUGAAACACGUAGGAGCAAUAAACCUGUUGCAAAAUGAA
Messenger RNA from Podarcis lilfordi (Lilford's wall lizard), 11194 nucleotides. The record is from the annotation of a GenBank genome assembly. NCBI's taxonomy places the organism in Eukaryota, Metazoa, Chordata, Lepidosauria, Squamata, Lacertidae.